Messenger RNA from Pocillopora damicornis (cauliflower coral), 669 nucleotides. RefSeq names its product homeobox protein Hox-C6-like. Lineage: Eukaryota; Metazoa; Cnidaria; Anthozoa; Scleractinia; Pocilloporidae. The record is from RefSeq and is a predicted model, not a curated record. Gene Ontology annotation, molecular function: RNA polymerase II cis-regulatory region sequence-specific DNA binding; DNA-binding transcription factor activity, RNA polymerase II-specific. Gene Ontology annotation, biological process: anterior/posterior pattern specification; regulation of transcription by RNA polymerase II. Gene Ontology annotation, cellular component: nucleus.
AUGCAGAAAGCAAGCAAGGAUCAGGAUCACUGUCAAAGAAAAAACAACAGUGAUGAGUCGGGUGUGACGUCUUGUGAUGAGUCGGGCUUGUGCCAACGAUUGGAGAACCAAGCAGCUAACUUACCAAACAAAGAUGCCACAGGAGAAAACAGUGCCCAUAAAAUAUACCCAUGGAUGAAGGAAUUUCGCUCACGAGGUGCAACACAAGGAAAAGAUGAUAAAAUGCUCAAUCGGAUCAUCUACAGCUCAAAACAGCUGGUAGAACUGGAGAAGGAGUUUCACUUCAACAGAUACCUUUGUAGAACGAGGAGGAUUGAAAUUGCCCUGUCUCUCGGCCUCACCGAGAAACAGGUCAGAGUUUGGUUUCAAAAUCGUCGAAUGAAAUGGAAAAAAGAGAGUGAGUUCGUAGAAAAGGCUCUUGAAAACGAAAUUCAAGAACGAUUGAAACACCUUAGUCACCAAAAUAGAUAUGGCUUCGGUAGUUUAUCAAAGGCAAGCAUCACCUCUCAUUCAAAUUCCUUUACGUUCCAUGAUUCGAUAAACUCCUUCCACCUUCAAAUACGUGGCGACAAUCACUCCAUCCCUGUGGAAAACUUUAGUACAGGUUGUAUAUCUACGCCACAAGCAAUCUGGAACCAAGGAACAAGUCAAGAUUUUGACAAUCUUUAA